GCGCAGUCCUGGCGGUGCCGGGCUGAGCUGGCAGCUCCGACUCGGGGGUGGCCCCGGGGCGUCAUGGCCGAGGCCAACGGGGAAGUCGUCGCGGUGCCCCCGUCGGGGGCUGCCGGCGGCCUCAGCAAUGGGGCAGGUGGGGCCUCGGCGCAGACCAGCAACCCGCUGUCGCGGAAGCUGCAUAAGAUUCUGGAGACGCGGCUGGACAACGACAAGGAGAUGUUGGAAGCUCUCAAGGCCCUUUCAGCUUUUUUUGUUGAAAACAGUUUGCGGACUCGACGAAAUUUACGUGGAGAUAUUGAACGCCGGAGUUUAGCCAUCAAUGAAGAAUUUGUAAGCAUUUUCAGGGAGGUGAAGGAAGAACUUGAAAGCAUAAAUGAGGACGUCCAGGCAAUGAGCACCUGUUGUCACGAUAUGACAAGCCGCCUGCAGGCAGCGAAGGAGCAGACUCAAGAUCUAAUAGUGAAAACCACCAAGCUUCAAGCAGAAAGUCAAAGGUUAGAAAUAAGAGCACAAGUGGCUGACGCUUUCUUAUCCAAGUUCCAACUCACUUCUGAGGAAAUGAGUCUUCUCCGAGGCGUCAGAGAAGGACCUAUCACUGAGGAUUUUUUCAAGGCUUUGGGAAGAGUAAAACAGAUUCAUAAUGAUGUCAAAGUUCUCCUGCGUACGAACCAACAAACAGCAGGUUUAGAAAUUAUGGAACAGAUGGCCUUGCUUCAAGAAACAGCUUAUGAAAGACUUUAUCGAUGGGCUCAAAGCGAGUGCCGAGCGCUGACGCAAGAGUCGUGCGACGUGUCUCCCGCCCUGACCCAGGCGAUGGAAGCCCUGCAGGACAGGCCUGUCUUAUACAAGUACACCUUGGAUGAAUUCGGAACGGCCAGGAGGAGCACGGUUGUCCGUGGGUUUAUCGACGCUCUCACGAGAGGGGGCCCGGGAGGCACCCCUAGGCCCAUUGAGAUGCACUCCCAUGACCCUUUGAGAUAUGUAGGAGACAUGUUGGCCUGGCUCCAUCAAGCCACUGCUUCUGAGAAAGAACACCUGGAAGCUCUCUUGCGGCAUGUGACCGCACAAGGUGUUGAAGAAAACAUUCAAGAAGUUGUUGGGCAUAUCACUGAGGGUGUGUGCAGGCCUCUAAAGGUUCGGAUUGAACAAGUAAUCGUUGCUGAACCGGGGGCAGUUUUAUUAUAUAAAAUUUCUAACCUCCUUAAAUUUUAUCAUCAUACAAUCAGUGGCAUUGUUGGAAAUAGUGCAACUACAUUGUUGACUACCAUUGAAGAAAUGCAUUUGCUGAGCAAAAAAAUAUUCUUCAAUAGCUUGAGUCUUCAUGCAAGUAAAUUAAUGGACAAGGUUGAACUCCCUCCGCCUGAUCUUGGGCCAAGUUCUGCAUUAAAUCAGACACUGAUGUUGCUGCGUGAAGUUUUGGCAUCUCACGAUUCUUCAGUUGUACCAUUAGAUGCCCGUCAAGCUGAUUUCGUGCAGGUUUUAUCGUGCGUCUUGGAUCCCCUGCUCCAGAUGUGCACGGUGUCCGCUAGCAAUUUAGGUACAGCUGACAUGGCCACGUUCAUGGUCAACUCACUGUAUAUGAUGAAGACGACGUUAGCCAUGUUCGAAUUCACUGACAGGCGUCUGGAAAUGCUGCAGUUUCAGAUUGAAGCACACCUGGACACCCUUAUAAAUGAGCAAGCUUCUUAUGUCCUAACGAGAGCGGGCUUGAGCCACAUCUACAACACCGUACAGCAGCACAAACCCGAGCAGGGCCCUUUAGCGAACUUGCCCAACCUUGAUUCUGCGGCGCUGAAGGUGGCAAUGGUUCAGUUUGAUCGCUAUCUCUCGGCCCCAGACAACCUGUUGAUGCCGCAGCUGAACUUCCUUCUGAGCGCCACGGUGAAGGAGCAGAUCCUCAAACAGUCUACGGAGCUGGUCUGCAGAGCCUACGCGGAGGUACAUGCUGCUGUGAUGAGCCCAGCCAACGGCUACGAAGACCCAGAGAGUGUCCUGUACCGGUCGCCGCAGCAAGUGCGGACGCUGCUCUGCUGACCGCGUCCUGUGGUGGCGGCCAGAUACCACGUCCCUAGGACACUGGGCGUGGUUUUCUCGGUUUUUAGGCUGUUAAUCUUCACAUUGAGAUUUGAUGGUUACAGUUUUCUUUGCAUCGUAAGAUAGUAAGUCCCGGUAAUUGCUUUAUUUGGGCACAAUAAUGUGCGAGUAAGGGAUGUAUGUGGCCCUGCACCGGUGUUGCUGUGCGUCUCCUCUAGGGGGCACCCUGUUCUCUGCGAGCCGCCUCCCCAGCUCUGCAGUUGCCCUCUCUUCUGGAAUGUGGCGAUGAGGGGGACAAAGCAGUAUGAGAGAUGGGAGGGAUCUUUUUAUAAGAUUGGUUUUAACUGUAUGUAAAAAAUUAAACUUAAGAAUUACUAGGAGGAUAUGACCUAAUAAAUGUCUCUUUACCUGAAGAUCCAUUUGCUCUCUCACUGGUCAUUAAUGUGAGCAGGUAUACCUGAACUGAGGAGCAGAAAUACACACUCAGCACAAAGUGGGAAAAGGGAGAGAGAAAAAUAACAAACAGAGCGGAUGCCUCUCUGUGAGCCCUGGGCCGAGUUCAGCGUGAAGUGUAUCCCGUGUGUGAGCGUCCUGUGUGGCGUGUAAGUCUCGUAUUUAAAGACAGAUGCUUGUUACACAGGGCAGGCUCUCAGUUCAACCAGGUAAAGCUUUUGUCUGACGUUCAAACCCGAGGGCUAUGACCUGCGCCAACACCGGAGGGAAAACGCCAGAGUGGCCGUCGUUACCCGGCAGAACGGAUGGCGGUCUCCAUGGUGGCCCCUUGCCAGGAAUGGCUGGGGCUCUCACUUUAGAGCUCUGCAUGUGACCUUGCUCUGUCGGUAAGGUUUUGAGGAGAAUUCUUACUAGCAAGAUAGCUUACUUUCUGGUAAGUCAACAGAAAGAAGUUAAGUCUCUGAAUUAUAAAUGAGAAAACUGAGGCAUAAGGAGAAGUUGACUAGGUUAAGAUAUUUUGAAAAGCAGUAAGAAGAAAUUAAUGUUUAUAUAACAAAUCAGCAUUUAUAGAACAUAGCCUCGUCAUCUAUCUGAAAUUUAUAAUUGUUUACAUUAAUAUUCUUUUGGAGCAAGAAGAGUAUAUAUCAUCUUUUGUUAUAAAUCUGUAUUUUUAGUCUUUUUUUCUUCAAUGACUGUGUGUGAUAUAUAAAGUAUAGAAAAUAAAGGAUGAUAUAAGUCAAGAGCUUAAAUUUUAGAUAAUUUAUUUUUACUAUGAAAAAAGAUUACCACCUCAUUAAUAGUGAAUUCCUUUGUUUUCUAGGGAGAAAAGUAUAUGUCACCUUUUACCUAGUUUUCACAAAUAAAAUAUUAAACUACUUCUAGAGCAGUGAUCAUUACAGUAUGUUUUUUACAUCUUUUUAAAGUGUUUUUGAGAAAAUGUACUAAUAGAAAAGGAAGUACAGUAUAGGGUCAAGCUGAGAUAACCAAUGGAGGAUUGAUGUGGAGAAUGUGGUAUCAGUAUGACCUUAAUAUGUAUUAAAAUACAUAUUAAGAAGUUCACCAAACUCCAAGUAGGAUAAACUCAAAGAGAUUCACACUAAUACCUAUAAACUAUAAAAGCCAAAGACUAAGAGGGAAUCUUGGUAACAGCAGGAGAGGUAACCAUCAUGUCUAAAUGAUUCUCAGUAAGAGUAACACCUGAUUUAUCGGAAACCAUAAAGACCAGAUACAAAGUGUUGAAAGAACAAAACUGUUAACUUAGACUUCUGUAUCCUGCAAAACUGCCUGUGAAAGUAUAGGCAGAAUUAAGACAUUCCCAGAUAAACUAUUACACCUUGCCUACAUGAAUGUUAAAGGAGGUCCUUGAGGCUGAAAUGAAAGGAUAUUAGAAAGUGAAUCAAUAAAACAGAGAAUAGCAAAGAAAUAGAAGGCUUGGGCAACACUACAGACUAGCUAGAAUUAAUAGAUACACAUAUAACAACAGCAGAGUACACAUUUCUCUGAAGUGCACGUGCUGUGUUCUCUAAGAUCAUAUCUAUAAAUUCACAUCUCAAUAACUUUAAAAAGAUUAAAAUUAUACCAGGAAUGUUCUCCAACUACAAUGACAUGAAGUGAGAGAUCAAUAACAAGGGAAAUUUGAGAAUACAUAAAUAUAUGGAAAUUUAAUAAGACACUCUUUAAGUAGCCAGUUGGUCAAAGAAGGAAUCACAAAGAGAAUCAGAGAAAACUUUGAGAUGAAUGAAAGUUUGACAGGAGGCAGCAAAAACAGUGCCCAGAGGAAAAUGUUUCGCUUACAUUAAAGAAAAAGAAGUAAGGUAACCUACUCUUACACCAUAGAAAACUAGAGAGAAGAAUAAAAUGAAAGCAAAAAAGAAGUAUAGCAUACAUACAUAGAGAAAACACAGAAUAGAAAAAUAACAUUUCAGUGAGUGAGUGUGCUAACCAUUCCGUAACCCAUGCAUUGAGUACAGAUGUUUGAACACAUGUAAAAAUGCUGUUGUAAAACUUUUCUUCCACAGCCUAUUGAGAAGAGUGUUAUUUUUUGAGACUGCUGACCAUGAUGUGAUGCAGACAGACAAGUGUCUAAAGACACACGUAAGAAGAUGAUUCUAGGAGUGCUCCCUGCUCAGUCAUGUUGAGAAUAAUGUUAUUUUAGUUACUGGGGGUGCUUACCAUGAAGUACUGCAAGUAGAAAGGUAUUGAAAUAUAUACAAAAAAAAUAUAUAGAAUAGGAAAUUUGGUUCCUUGAAAUGACAGACAAAAAUUUGAUUAGCCUUUAGCUAGACCAAGAAAAGAGCAGACUCAUAUUACUAAAAUCUGGUAUGAGGGAGGGGACAGACGUUACAACUGGCCUUACGAAGUAAGUAGGUUAACAGAACUAAGAAGAAUUAUAUAUCAACAGUUAAGUAACAUAGAGGGAAAGGACAAGUACCUAUAGAAACUCAAACUAAACUGACUCAAGGAUAGAUAGAGACUCUAAAUAGACCCACAGCAAAGAAAUUGAGUCAGUAAUCUACAUUUGCGACAACAGCAACAACAAAAAAGCUCAGGUUCAGGUGGCAUCAC
Pteronotus mesoamericanus is the source of this 5055-nucleotide messenger RNA. It is a transcript of the gene COG6, whose product is annotated as component of oligomeric golgi complex 6. Gene Ontology annotation, cellular component: COG complex. Gene Ontology annotation, biological process: intra-Golgi vesicle-mediated transport. The transcript has 19 exons. Lineage: Eukaryota; Metazoa; Chordata; Mammalia; Chiroptera; Mormoopidae. The record is from RefSeq and is a predicted model, not a curated record. Bases 64 to 2037 code for a protein of 657 amino acids.